AUGUGGAGCAGUCCACAGCCGGGCCCUCAAGGCCGCGCCCUGGAGGUGUCUGACGAGAAGUUCUGGCAGGCGAGAGGAAACCCCAGAGGGAAGGAGGAUGGGGGUGACCGCUAUUCCUCCUCAGUGGGGCUUCCUGAGACCCUGGUCUUGAAGCUGGACCCUGCAGAGGCAGCUAUGGACGGCACCAUGGCGGGUUCGGAGGCUGUGCAGAGGGCCACGGCGCUCAUUGAGCAGCGGCUGGGGCAGGAGGAGGAGAACGAGGGACACGAGCAGUCCUCACCCUUCAUUCACCCGACAAAUACAGCCCUGGGGCCCUGGGUGCCUGCAGGGCCGCUGGGUCUGGGCCCUGGGUCCCCACCAGGCGCCGUCUCCGUGCCAGAAGGUCGCGGUGGGGUGCCCUUGGUGUGGUGCGGGGAGAGGUCGCCUGCCUCCCCAGGUCCUGGAGAAAGCGCUCUCCUUGGCUUACAGAAACUCCGCGGAGCCGCACAGUCCAAGCUGCCCAUGAACCUGCUGGUGCUGGAGGACGAGAAGCACCAUGGGGCUCAGAACCUGGCACUCCAGAAGGUGAAGGGCCAAGAACGCGUGCGCAAGACGUCCCUGGACCUGCGGCGCGAGAUCAUCGACGUGGGCGGGAUCCAGAACCUCAUCGAACUGCGGAAAAAACGCAAGCAGAAGAAGCGGGAAGCCCUGGCCGCCUCCCAGGAGCCCCCUCCGGAGCCCGAGGAGAUCACCGGCCCUGUGGAUGAAGAGACCUUCCUGAAAGCUGCGGUGGAGGGGAAAAUGAAGGUCAUCGAGAAGUUCCUGGCCGAUGGAGGCUCAGCCGACACCUGCGACGAGUUCCGCCGGACAGCACUGCACCGAGCCUCUCUGGAGGGCCACUUGGAGAUCCUAGAGAAGCUUCUGGAGAGUGGGGCCACGGUGGACUUCCAGGAUCGGCUGGACUGCACAGCUAUGCACUGGGCCUGUCGUGGGGGCCACCUGGAGGUGGUGAAACUCUUGCAAAGCCGAGGAGCAGACACCAAUGUGAGGGACAAGCUGCUGAGCACCCCUCUGCAUGUGGCGGUCCGAACAGGGCACGUGGAGAUUGUGGAGCACUUUCUAACCCUGGGCAUGGACAUCAACGCCAGAGACAGAGAAGGGGACAGUGCCCUGCACGAUGCUGUGAGGCUCAACCGCUACAGAAUCAUCAAGCUGCUGCUCCUGCACGGGGCCGACAUGAUGGCCAAGAACCUGGCAGGGAAGACUCCAACGGAUCUGGUGCAGCUAUGGCAGACGGACACACGGCACGCCCUGGAGCACCCUGAGCCGGGGUCAGAGCAGAAUGGGUUGGAGGGGUCUGCCGAGAGUGGGAGAGAGACCCCCCAGCCGGUGCCAGCCCAGUAAACGCCGGCCCCAACCCAGCCAGGCACCCAGCCCCUCCCCACCAGCCCCAGAGCUAACUGAAGAUCCAGCCAUCCCUCUGUAGGAUCCAGGAGC
This is a messenger RNA of Tupaia belangeri chinensis (Chinese tree shrew), 1476 nucleotides long. It is a transcript of the gene ANKRD2, whose product is annotated as ankyrin repeat domain 2. Gene Ontology annotation, biological process: regulation of transcription by RNA polymerase II. Gene Ontology annotation, cellular component: nucleus. The transcript is spliced from 13 exons. Gene Ontology annotation, molecular function: RNA polymerase II-specific DNA-binding transcription factor binding. NCBI's taxonomy places the organism in Eukaryota, Metazoa, Chordata, Mammalia, Scandentia, Tupaiidae. The record is from RefSeq and is a predicted model, not a curated record. The coding region runs from base 1 to 1383 and encodes 460 amino acids.